Messenger RNA from Bufo bufo (common toad), 941 nucleotides. RefSeq names its product PTTG1 interacting protein (gene PTTG1IP). NCBI's taxonomy places the organism in Eukaryota, Metazoa, Chordata, Amphibia, Anura, Bufonidae. Gene Ontology annotation, cellular component: cytoplasm; nucleus. The transcript is spliced from 7 exons. The coding region runs from base 121 to 612 and encodes 163 amino acids. The record is from RefSeq and is a predicted model, not a curated record. Gene Ontology annotation, biological process: protein import into nucleus.
GGGGGCAGGCUGAACCCGAUGUUCAGGAGGUGUCGGUGACGUCAUUAGUUUGGUCGGGUGGAGGCGGGUCACGUGGUGUAAGCGGAUAGUUUGGCAGAAGGACGCUGGUGCUGAUCGAGGAUGGGGCUUCUCCGCUGUGUCCCCGUGUUGUUCGGUCUGCUGGCCGUAGCCUCCGCCGCCAGUACAGAGUGCUCCUUGAUGUCUAACACAACCUGUGACGCCUGUUUGAAGAAUGUGUCGUGUUUGUGGUGCAAUACGAACAGCAAGUGUCUGGAUUAUCCGGUGAGGAACAUCCUGCCUCCGUCAUCCCUGUGUAAACUGAGGGACGCCCGCUGGGGGAUAUGCUGGGUUAAUUUUGAGGCUUUGAUUAUCACGCUUUCUGUGGUCGGAGGAGUCCUCAUUUUGUCCGUGAUCAUCUGCUGCUGCUGCUGUUGUAGGAAGAAGAAAAGCAGAAACUCAAGUCUGGAAACGGAAAAAUCCAUGAGAGAGCAGGAGGAGAGACGAGUCCGUCAGGAAGAAAGGAGGGUUCAGAUGAAGUCGCGACAUGAUGACAUAAGAAAGAAGUAUGGUUUGUUUAAAGAAGACAAUCCCUAUUCGAAGUUUGAUAAUUAAGUUCUGAUCUUCGCCUCUAAGGAUUUCACUUUCACAUCUUGCAAAAGCCACAGUUUCUGUAUUGUGUGAACCCACAUCAUCUGCCCCCUUCCCCAGUGACCAUAAGGCUAGGACCAAAUGUGAAAGAACCUUCAUGUCAGAUCAUCCAUCUUCUGCUUCAGCAUUUUUUUUAAAUGUAAUUGUGGAACAAGUUCCUUGAUUAUUUUUCCUUUGUCAGGAAUUUUCAGGUUGACUGCGGCAGAAGCCCCUUAUUUGUUCUGAGAUGUGGGUUUGGGGUUGCCAGGAACAUUACUGAUGUAUAGCAUGUGCUUCAUAUCUAUGUGCAGACC